UCGCUAGUCAAUCUAAAUAAACGGUGACAGCACUAUCGUGCAGCUGAUAGGGCAAAGGUUACGAAAAUGGCUACCCAAACAGAUUGGAUAUGUGUUCUCCUAUCUCGAGCUACGUUAUUAUUAUUUUUUGUAGAUUCGGUUUAUUCUUAUUACUGUGAUAAUGACAAGUGUACAGAGGAAGAGUACUGCUGUGGGGACAAUAUGUGCUGUCCAUCUUACAAAGUCUGGGAUCUGUGGUAUUUUUGGUGUGGUGUACUUUUCUUCAUGUUCCUUCUGUCCCUGUGUGCCUGCCUCUGGAGAAACAGAUUUUUGACAAACGGACCUGUCAUCAUAAGUAGUUACAGUUAUACUCCCUUACAGGAAGUAGACUCAAUAGGCUCACUGAGCAGAUAUCAUCCCAGUAAUCAGUUGUACACGGCACCUUUGGGAACACCUCCACCAUACAACCAAAUAUCUGCUGGCAAUGUCAAGAACUGUAGUCCUCUACCCACGUAUGCACAAGUAGUAGGAGUCAGCCACUGAUACCAAUUGUUGCCCAUGUUUAGUAGUUUUCUCUUCUGUUUCUCAUAUGAUAGAUAAAUAAAGUGCUUGUAAACAGUCUAUAUUUGUAGCAUUAUUAUAUUUGUAAACUUUUAAAUGACAACAAAGAUAGUUAACUCUGGUCACAAAACAUUGAUACUAAAAUUUCAACCUUUUUGUUGAAACAAAAAAUGUUGAUUGUCUAAUUUUAAUUUGGACGUUAUAUAAAUUGUUAUUUUUUCUUCCUUUUAUGUUUGAAAUUAAUUUUUUUUCUUGAAAGAGAAAAAAGCAUCUAAAGUAUAUAAUAUUAUUGCUUAAAAUCUAAACAGUUUAUUGAUUAACUUUUUUAUAAAUAUUUUCAGCUUUUAGGAAAUUUUGAUUUUUUUUUUUGUUUUUUGUCAUUUUCUGGUGGCUUUAAAGAUUUAUUUUGCUGAGACCAUCACAUCUAAAGUUAAAUAAUGGCUUUGACAAAUUUAUGUUUGCAUAAAUAUGCCUACAAAUUAUUUUCAAAUCCUGGCCACUUAUUUUCUAUUAGUAAAAGCUCCAUAACAGUGAGUUUACAAAUUGGCCUGAUUGCAUUUCUCAUGUUAGUUUUAUUAUUAUUGAUAGGCUGCUAAACGGGCUUUAACAUUCAUUUAUAGCCAUGGUUUGAACUUGAGUUUAUUGUCAGUAAACUAGUCACAGAGUACUCUCAAAGCCUUAUAAUUAUAUUUUCCCUGCCCUAUAAAACUGUUUGCCUUCAUAGGCAAUUGUAGAAUUUGAGAAAUUAUUCAUAUUUCAGCACCUUAUACAAAAAUAUCAUCUGAAUGAGAAAUUGUUUUAUAAUAUAUAAGAACUUGAGAAAUAAUCCAUGUUUCAGUAUCUUAUACAAAGAUGUUUGCAAAAGAGCUUCCAGCUCAGCAGCAAAAAAUCUGGCUAGAUGAAGAAGAAAAUACAGGGAUGUCAUUUGGAGAGAAAAAAAAAAGAUUUAAUAAUAUGCUAAACAGCUUGUUUAUGCCUCACCCUUUUCUCCAUCAAAAACUGCAAUGACGUCCUUGUUCUUCUUGGCUAUUAAUUUCAAUAGCUAUUACUUACAAAUGUAUCAUUUUUCUAUCAAAAUUAAUUACAUUUUAAAAUGUAUACCAUGAUGCUUGCUGUUUGUCCUUGUGAAAUUCAUUUCGAAGCUUGUUUAUUGUUAUAGAAGCACAUAUCGAUAUUUGUUGUUAUUUACAUAGCCCAAUAUUACUAGUAACUAUUAUUUCUAUUCAAGUAAUCCUAGAUGGUAAUCAUUAGAUGUACUACUGUAUUGCUGGAAUAAUUUCUUCUAUUUCAGAAUGUUUAAUUGCUUGUUAUCUAUUGUUGAUUCAUUUCACCAAAUUAAUAUAGUUAAUGUUAUAAUUAUAAAGCAUUUAAGUUUUUUUUCUUUUGUUUUUCAACCAGACUUUUUACAUUUUAUUUCUAUUGCUAUAUUAAUGUUUUAUUUUUGGAUAUUUGUUUUUAUGUUCAUAUUUCUGAAAUAUCAAAAUUAUAAUCAUUUUAAAAGUUUUUUUGUUUUUUUUUUAAUUAAAAAAUUUAUACUUUUGAAAAUUAAGAUUUUAGACCAUUGAUACAACUGAUAAUGUGAAUAAGCUAAUUUUUAAAAAAAAGGGAAUUGUAUGUCAAUCGUUUACUCUGGUUGGUGAAAAAAAUUACCUUCAUAUUAUUAAAAAUGUAUCAAUCAUGUAUAAUUUGCAUAGAUUUUAAUGAGAAUAAAUGAUAAAUUUUACAUAUCGUUAAUUAGUAACUCCUGCAUGAAUAAUAAAGAAAUACUGUAGCAUGUUUGAAUCAUAUUAAUAUACAUAUAUAUAGAUAGUGAGCAUUGAAUGGCAUUUGUUGUUUGUUUAAAAAGUUGUUUUUUUUUAAUUAUAUGUUGAAUAAUCUUAACUGUAUUCUCAUUAAAUUUUUGAAAAUCUUCUAAAUAGCCUCACUUUACUCCAUUUGCAUCUUACAACUUAUUUCUUGUUUUGUUUGAAUUACUAAUGCUAAUUGUUAUAGAAAUUGAAUUAUGCUACGACUACUUUUUCCAUGACAAAUUUUAAAAAAUUGUGCUUUUUACUUCUUACUCUGUCAAAUCUCUAUCAUUCCAAAUAACAGUGAUACUUACAAUUAUAUUGUUAAAUUUGUGUACAUCAGAAUUGUUUCUUUUCUUUUAUAUAGAUUGUUAGUUUUAGGGUAAUCUGGAUACAACAUGGCAGUUGUUCUCUGAUGCUUUUUUUUUAAAAAUAUUUUUAUUGAUGUGACAUGAAAUAGAUGUAGUGCAGAUAUGUGUAAAACCAACUCUGAAUCUUUAAAAAAGUUGGGCAGACUGUGAGCUUAAAAUUGUUCAAAGAUAAUCUGGUGGCUUACUUUGCUUUUUGAUGUUUUACAUGUUUCGGAUGUUCCUUCGUAGUUGAAGAUAAUUUACUUCCUAGUCCGAACCUCUCGCAGAUGACGGGGGAUGACAGCUGGCAGGGCAAGAACCCAGGACCAUCCGAACAACAGUCCAGCGUGAAUAUCGCACGACCAGGCAGUAGUUUUAUAAUUUAAAAUAUUUUUCUUGUGCAGAUGCUUAAAUCUAAAUUGUUUCUUAAAAUGUAAUGUUAGAGAGAAAAAAAAAAAGGAAACUGUAAAAUGCUUUUUUUUUUUGCUAAUGUCAAUGUGAUGAUCAAAACCUGCAAUAGCCUCUCUAAAUUGCACUGCACAAACGUUGACUUGCUACAUGUGUUCACAAUGUUGUGACUAACUUCAUGAUCACAUUACUAUAUUUGAAUACAUGCUUUCUUUUUGAAAUGCAAGAUUUUAUACAGCAUUUAUAGAGUAAUUUAAUAUUAGCACCAGAACAGCAUUUGAGCUCAUUUUUUUUUUACUUUUCUUAACUAUAUCUAAUUAAAGUUUUUUAGUUUUAGCUUAUGAAUUCUUGGUUUAUGAAAAUAAGGACUUAAAUGGUUUAGUGUUACACAAUUUCAAUAAAUUUCAAGAGUGUACGCUGUUACGUAAUAUUAAGCAAAGCUAAUAGAAAUAUUUUCUCAUUCAAAUGGUUUUGACUAUGCUUUUUUAUGUCAGGACUCAAUCACAUUGAAAAAUAUUUUGUUACUAUUGUAAAUAAUUUGAUAUAACUUUGAAUGUAUGUAUACAUUUAAUGCAUUUUGUUACCCCACUCCGUCCUUAAAAA
Biomphalaria glabrata is the source of this 3688-nucleotide messenger RNA. RefSeq lists its product as uncharacterized. Gene Ontology annotation, cellular component: cytoplasmic vesicle membrane. Lineage: Eukaryota; Metazoa; Mollusca; Gastropoda; Planorbidae. The transcript has 5 exons. The record is from RefSeq and is a predicted model, not a curated record. The coding region runs from base 67 to 522 and encodes 151 amino acids.